This is a messenger RNA of Acaulospora colombiana, 467 nucleotides long. NCBI's taxonomy places the organism in Eukaryota, Fungi, Glomeromycota, Glomeromycetes, Diversisporales, Acaulosporaceae. The record is from the annotation of a GenBank genome assembly.
GACCCUUCUUCUGCUUCCCAUACCACAACUGUAGUGUCACUACAGCCAGACUCUUCUCAGGUUUCAGCAGUCUAUUGCGCGGAGGUGUCUCGAGAAAUUAUCCAUCUUUUUAGGCAACACCCCUCUUCUCGGCCGUCCCCAAUUAGAAGGACCACUGCACCUGGGAAUCUGGGCAUGCAAAGGCUCGGCCUUACCAAGAUGAGCAGCAGUGUGAAGAUGGCACAGUCAAAGAGUUCUGGGCAGAGGCUGCUAAUAGGCCAGGAGGUGGCGACCAUUAAUGCCUACGUACGCUGCCUCGUUGAUGAUGACAAGAGAGUCUCCCAUUAUUAUAAUGCGAUCUACGAGCCCAGUGCCCAUGUCGGAAUUCACUCGUACAGCGCCCGUACAGUCACGCCCCCGCAGAGGCUAAUUGAUGAUUUGUUCGGUGAAUGGAUAUUUGCGAGGCAUAAGAUAUGCCAUCCAAUACC